GUGGUUCACGUGGGUGGUUUGUUCGGGAACAGGAACAAAGUCAAAGUGUUGUGCCUUACGAGAGAAGCAUCUCAGAAAGUUUUAAGUGAAAAAUCUGGACCAAUUUAAAGCAUUGAAAAAAUCCAAAAAAAUACAUAUCAGUGAAGAUAAUCAAAACCGUGAAAAUGAUAACUCGAAGUCCCACAACAUUAUUAGUGGCCGUCACAUUCCUCGCCAUAACACACCGCACCGCAGCCCGCCCAGAACCUCCGCUGAUCGGUGGAAUUGGCACAUCCAGCGGAGGGGGCAGCAGCAGUUUUGGCCCAUAUCCCCCACCUCGGCCACCACUGGAUCAGGGAGGCUACAACUAUGCUCCUCCCCCGCAGCUUCCCCAACAGCAGCCACCGCCCUCGAUUGGCGUCAACAGCUUCGGAUCGUCCAGCUCCGAGUACGGUCCUCCUGCUCCGGCACCGAUCAUUCAUAAACACGUGUACGUGCAUGUUCCACCACCGGAUAACGAGAUUCCCACCACCCGGAAACCCAUCUCCGUUCCACCCCCACAAAAGCACUACAAGAUUGUAUUCAUCAAGGCUCCAGUGCAGGCAACACCACCUCCCCCUGUGAUUCCACCGCUACCUCAAAACGAAGAAAAGACCCUGGUCUACGUGUUGGUUAAGAAGCAGGACGAACCGGCCGAGAUCAUCAUUCCAACGCCAGCCCCGACUCCACCAUCCAAGCCCGAAGUCUACUUCAUCCGCUACAAAACGCAGAAACAAGAAGGGAAUGCAGGUGGCCCGUAUCCUGAAAGUGCUUCCCUCUCCCUCGGAGGACCUCCAGCCGACCAGUACGGACCUCCCGGCGAUGGGUCAAAUUCGAUCCAAGCGCCCAGCAAUAGCUACGGCGUCCCGCUAUAGAUCGAUCCUGUCCGAUUACAUCUACCACAGGUUCCUGAAGCUGUUCACCCUGCAGCCGUUGAUGAUGUAGAGGGCUGUGGCAGGGAUCCUUGGUUGAAACACAGGUUCACAUCUUUUCAUAACCCCCCAAAGGUCCCCUAGUGUUGAUAGAAAAUGAAAUGACAGUUUACACGCCAAUCGCAUAGGGCUUACGGGCGCGGUCUGCUGCUAUAACUUGGGUGAAAAUACCUACCACUUCCCUGAUUGGUGUUAUUUUUUUCCAAGUGUGUACGUCUGUUUCUCUGUGCCAAGAAAUGAUGAGUUUUGUUGAUAAUCCGUUUGUUUAAUACUCGAUAGGUAAGAUAGUGUAAUAGCUGCUAGUGAUUC
Molecule: messenger RNA, 1259 nt
Organism: Uranotaenia lowii
Lineage: Eukaryota; Metazoa; Arthropoda; Insecta; Diptera; Culicidae
Exons: 4
Coding region: 165-893 (242 amino acids)
Source: RefSeq, a predicted model, not a curated record